AGGACCUUCGCACCGCGUAGUAAGGUUUUGCCUCAUCCGUAGGCGAAGGUUGCGUUUCUCCGCGCAUUUGGAUACUACACCAAACAAGUGUUUUUGGGUGGACGCAUGCCAUUUGGAUAUAUGCAUUUUUUAUUUCCUGAUAGAAUUAUAUUGAGCAAAAUCUUCUUGGUUUAUGUUUCCUGAGACGGCAAAGAAAUUUGGGCGCUGUACAAUGCCGUGGGACACGUAGUUCUUUGAAAACAUUUGUUUACGUCUCCCCGAGAUGACGCCCACUCCUGGCCCUAUCCCGGGCACCGUAGGCCAAGUGACUGCGGAGCUCCAAGAUUCCAGCUACCUGAUGGGUCCCAGGAAAAGCAUGACUGUUAGCACGAAGGGCCUACUGAACAUGCCCGGCCAAAAUAAUUGCUUCCUAAACAGUGCUGUGCAGGUUCUUUGGCAUUUGGACGCUUUUAGGAGAAGUUUUCGAGAACUCACUGGACAUGCUUGUAUGGCGGAAUCUUGUAUUUUCUGUGCUUUAAAGGAAUUAUUUACGCAGUUUCAGUACAGUCAAGAAUCAGCUUUGCCACCCGAUGCUUUGAGGCAUGCAUUGGCAAAGACUUUCUGUGAUCAAAGGAGAUUUCAGCUGGGUUUUAUGGACGAUGCUGCUGAAUGCUUUGAAAAUAUAUUGCUGAGGAUCCAUGUUCACAUAGCUAACCAGGAAGCUGAUGACAUGUGUGGAAAUGUCCACUGCAUACCACAUCAAAAGUUUGCUAUGACAUUGGUGGAGCAGCGUAUCUGCCAUAAAUGUGGAGCCACAUCGGAGCCUCUUCCAUUUACUCAGAUGGUACACUAUGUGACGACAUCUGCAUUAUGUGCUAAAGCCAUGGAGACUCAAGUACAAGAUUCAAAUGGUAGAUUAAACAACUCUUUUGGGAAAUUUUUAAGAUUGGCUGGAGAUAUGGGAGAAGUUCGAGAGUGCCCGAGUGGAUGUGGAUCAAAAAUUCAAGUGAAGAAAACUUUGAUGAACCAUCCUGAAGUUGUAAGCAUUGGUCUUAUUUGGGAUUCAGAGUGCCCCACUCUGCAACACAUCACAGAUGUCUUCCACAGCAUUGGGAUGUAUUUAUCUUUGCAAGAUAUGUUUCAUAACGUUUUCGAUAUUGAAUGGGCCAGUGCAACUAUGCUUCAAUUAGUUGGUGUAGUGACAUAUUACGGGAAGCAUUAUUCAACUUUCUUCUUCCACACCAAGCUGAGAGUCUGGAUUUAUUUUGAUGAUGCAACAGUUCGAGAGGUUGGGCCAAGUUGGGAACAAGUGGUUGAAAAAUGCCAGAGGGGGCGCUUUCAACCUCUUUUAUUACUAUUUGCAAACCCAGUCAGCUCUAAUGAUUAUGCAAAAAAAGAGCAUUCUGUUAUAAACGUCAACAAUCUGUCUGAUUCCACAAGUAACUGCACCCCUUUAAACCAAAGACAAGCUGUGAUAAGACAGUACUUAAUGUUGCAAAAUACCUACCAAGAAUCCAGUUCCAAAGCUUUAUAUGGACCCAUGAGAAAUGUAGAUAUUCACCCUAAUAAUAAUGCACAUCAAACAUAUUUGCAAAAUCCAUAUAGAAUGGAUCAAGGACAAGUUCCACACAGUGCCAACUAUUCCGUGAAUCCUGCAUUAUCUUACAGUAAUCAAACGUGGACAAUAAAUGCAAAAAGCAAUCAACCUCCACCAGUUUACAGUAAUCUGCAAUAUCUAAAUUCUUUACAACAUAAUCAAAAUCAGGUAGACUUAUCAAAGUUAAAUGAAGUCUCAUUACCAAUCGUUGAGGAAUUGCUAUCACCUAACACAAGGACUAACAUGAUUCCAACUGAUGCACAACAGUAUGAAGCCUUGAAUACAUAUGAAAUGCAAAAUAAAGAUAAAAAUUAUUUUGAUUGUGCUAAAGACAGUGACUCUGCCUUUACAGAAGAUGAUCCAGAAGGCAAUGAUAUGUAUAUUAGCAGGAAAACUGUUGAGAAUGUACUAAAUCAGCAAAAGAGACAAAUGUCACUGAGCCGAUCGUACAGCCAAGGUUCAGUAGGCAACAGGAACAGCAGUAGUAGCUUGGAGUCUUUUGACAAUCAAGCAUGCAAGUUGAAUGCAGUUAAAAAUCCAGUUCUAGAAAAUAUAUCCAGCAGAAGAGACUCCGGCUCUUGGAGCAGUGAUCGCAACAGUUCCUCGAGCAACAAUUCGGUGGAGAAUCCAUUCCUGACGGUUGUUGCCUCAAAAAGGUUACUACUUGGCUUGAACAAGAAGGGUCAGGUUCCUGAUUAUUCAAACACAAAUACUUCAGAUCAUGGAUACGAUUCAUACUCUGUGUCCAGUUCUGACAGUUAUCCCUCAGUAAACGGCUCUCCUGUAAAGCUCGACCCGAGAUUAACGCAAAUACCAGAAGAUUGGCAGCCCGAAGAUGAUAAUGAUUUAGAUCAGAAAUUAAAACUUGUUCUGAAGCUCCUUCAGGUCCUCCCGAACUGUGAUAAACUGUGUGCUGAAGCAGAUCUUCUUUUAGCAAAAUCACAUGAAAAAGAAAAAGAUGGAGAUCUAGUUAUGGCUGCAUUACUUAGCGACUCUGCUGCUGCUCGAGCAAGAGCAGCAAUGGAAGCUCCAUACAACAAUUCCCGUUCAUUAGUAAGUGCAAAAAUGAAGCACAGUACGUGUGUUAUGAGGUCUUCCAAUUUAUAUCGGAGAUUGAAAGAUCAUGAAAUGGAAGAAAGGCGGAAACAGAAAGGACACACCGGACACCACAGUCGGCAAUCGAGUAGAGACAGCACUCAUUCGAGACACAGUCGACAAGGGAGUAAAGACAGUACUCACUCAAAAUCCGGAAGCAAGGACAGUAAUCCAAAUUCUGAUGAUACCGAAAAUUUCGGAAAAAGCAUCGAAAUAUACGGCACACUGCCAAAGAAAGGUAGCCGUAAGAAAAGCUCUACUCCUACUGGCUCGCUCAAAGUUAAAGAUGAUCAGGUGUAUAAAGACUUCUUAGAUAAGCAAAGGAAAAAUACUAAUCUUUCAAAUGCUCUGAAUGAAACAAUGUUAAAAAAUGUGGAUGUUCCGCAGACGCGUACUGAUAGCAAUUCAAAAAUAAAAAAUACUGCAAAUGGAGAGAAACCCCAUAGAAAAAGUUAUCCCGAAGGACCUCAAAAACUGCCCACUCGAAAAAAAGAUUCCUCCGCAAAGAGCGAUCCAGAAACCAGGAGAAAAUCUCCAAAACAACAAUUUCCUGAACAAACUGUUUCAUCAUCCCCGAUAGAAACUAUGACGAGUGGAACUGAGAUGAAUAGUAAGGACUUGCUGUCACCAGUCACUUCUCCAGACAAGAAACAGCACAAAAUAAAGCGAAAAUUAAUGGGUGGUUUCAUGAAGCGUAAGAAUAGAAGUUUACCAGAUCUCCGAGAAGACCAAGAUUUAUCGGAUCCAAUGGAUCGCUUUCUAGAUGAUGCAAUAAUCCAAGUUCCUUCGACCAUGAUGCUGCCAAAUGGAAAAUCGAAGAAAAUCGAAAAUCAAGGCGAUGCCAGUAUAGGCAAUAUCACUCGUGGUUUCCACCAGCCACAUCAUGCUUUUGUGAAAAAAGAUUUAACGCAGCGGCCAUUGUUAAUGAAAGUUAAUCCACCAAAUGUACAGCCUGCCAUCUUAUCAAAUCCUAAAACAAAGUUAGUCCAUACACUGCCAUCGUUACCUAAAAAAGUACAAGACGGAAAUAUCAAACUAGACUCCAAUUCUAAUACAAAUAUAAAGCCAUCUAAAAUACCUUUCAUCUCAACCCUUCCAAAAAAUGAUUCGGGAAAUCUACCACCAAUAUCAUCACCCAAAAUGAGUGAUGUAAAAUGUCCAAUAAAACCUGCAUUAUCUCACAAAGCAUCUGCAAUACCAGUUCUAAGUCCACAAAUUCCAUUGUCUCCUAUAAAAUAUCCACAUCCCAAGGAAGAUAUAGAACCUAUCAGUAAUCCUUUGAGUCCGGCUGCAGAUCAUCAGCUAAAUGAGAUAGAUGAACUGCCCCAGCCAUCGAAUCCAUUUCUCGCAGAACUGCAAGCAAAAAGAAAGCAAGUUUUAAAUAGAUCGCAACAAAAACAAGAUGUUACGGAAAAAGUUCAGUCUUCUUCUAGUACAUGUGCAGAGCCAAACGAAAUUAAAGAAUUAUCAAUGCUUCCAAAAUUAGCAUUGCACGCAGAAGGCACAUCUUGGUUAAAAGAACUCCAAUCUAAACAGCAGCAAAUUCUUCAGAAGCAAGAUAAUACGGCAUUGUCAAAACAAGUCAGCAUUUUGGACAGGCAGCCAAUGAAGACUAUAGUCAAAGGUAAUGAGAUUAUAACAGAAAAUGCAGUCAAACCUAUUGCAAAGAAUUGGAAGCUUCACUCAGAAAAUGCUUCUGCUACAGAUGUUGCAAGCUCUCCAAAUACAGAAUCCAGUACCGCCAGCAAAACUUCAGGCAGUGUCAAAGAUCUUGCUUCAAGAUUUGAAAAGGUUUUAAUAAAACCCAAGGAAAGGAUUCAGAGUACAUUUCUAGAAGGAAAUAGUACAGAACAAUCUGGUAUUCAACCUAACUCCCAGAAACAAAGUGUUCCUCCACAAUAUGCAGAAAUAGAACAGAAAAUCAAAGUUGUAGAAGUUGAAAGAAACACAGUUUCUGCAAGUUACUGUGAUAUAAAAGAUGGUGCUAGUAGUCCUCUUUCAUUAAAAUCUGCUCUGAAAUUUAAAAUUGAUCAUGAGCAAGAGAAUGAAAGUAAGAACUCAGAAGUUCAAAAAAGUGCACUUAAUUCGGGCAGUGCUGCAUUGCCAGUUAAUGAGGCAAAAACUAUUAAAUCAGUUUUGAAACAAAGCAAGUGUCAAAAUUCAGAUUUUGAAACUUCCAACUGUGCAACUAUCAUACCAUGCAGACCUAUGCAACCACCAGAUUAUGCAACUGCAAUGCAAAGGCUAGAACUCAUUCGAACUUCACCAAAUGAUGUGAACCGGCAACAAACAGAACACAGUAGCCAAGUACUGAAUAAAUUGCCAGAAUCUCCAAAGAAGAAGCAAGGACCCAAAAAAACAGUAACCUUCUCUGAUGAAGUUGUUUUAGUAGCAUGUGCAGAGUACGAUGAAAUUGAUUUUUCAUCGAAUCCGCUAUUUGAAAGAAUCUAUCAGCAACACGUGGAAGCCGGGAAGGGAGAAAUUCCAAUACUAAGUACGACUUACGGAAAUGCAGCCACAAAAAGUAAGACUGAUGAUUCUGGGAUAACUUCCAACAUCGGGAACAUUAAUCUGACAUCUCCUUGUAAUUUGUGCCACACUAAGAAUGUUAUCCCACCAAACACAUACUGCACGGACUGUGAAUUUUACUUAUCACGUUUUAAGCCAUAAAAUAUGCAGUUUCUGAAGAUUCUCUGCAAAGAAACUAAGAAUUUAAAAAACAAAUCCUAAAAAUGUGUACUGUGAUAAGAAUUCAACGCACAAGUUAUUUUUGGAGAUAUAGGUUGUCACAAAUUAAGUAAAUUGUGCUAUAUAUGUUUUCGUGAAUGUCCAUGAAGUUUUCUAGAAUGUUGAUAGCAUCCAGAAGAAUCUGCAGCUCAUGCAUAGUGAUAAUGAAAAUUAAUUUAUGUCCUUUAAUUUCAUCUUGUGAUGACUUGUUUUAAUUUGAUCUCAGUGUUCAAAAGUGUACUUCCAUUAGUAUAUAACUCCAUACUAACAUUCCAUUACUGUACAGUUAAGUUCAUCUCUAUUUUGCACUGCAAAUGUUGUUAUUCAGAAUAUUUUCCUAUUACCUGUGCCAAAGAAAGACUGAGAUGUACAGUAUUUUUAACUGUAAUGUUUGUCCAGCUUGAGCAUGUUUUUAAUUAGUGCCUUAAUGCUGUUAAAUGCUCCUAAGCAUACAUGUAAUAAAUUUUGAAACAUA
Molecule: messenger RNA, 5873 nt
Organism: Stegodyphus dumicola
Lineage: Eukaryota; Metazoa; Arthropoda; Arachnida; Araneae; Eresidae
Biological process (GO): protein deubiquitination
Molecular function (GO): cysteine-type deubiquitinase activity
Source: RefSeq, a predicted model, not a curated record